Molecule: messenger RNA, 5496 nt
Organism: Pungitius pungitius (ninespine stickleback)
Lineage: Eukaryota; Metazoa; Chordata; Actinopteri; Perciformes; Gasterosteidae
Gene: slc2a4rg
Product: SLC2A4 regulator
Exons: 9
Coding region: 154-1638 (494 amino acids)
Biological process (GO): regulation of transcription by RNA polymerase II
Cellular component (GO): nucleus
Molecular function (GO): DNA-binding transcription factor activity; RNA polymerase II cis-regulatory region sequence-specific DNA binding
Source: RefSeq, a predicted model, not a curated record
GCGGCUUUUUGGAUAUCCUGGGUGGGUGGUGGUGGCAAAACUUUACACGUAGGACACCCGCGACAAUCCUGAUAAAUGUCUCUAACUCUUGAAUUUUGCACUAAAUUCUAUAGAAAGCUGGUUUUCUUUCUUUAGUCCGACUGAAGAAAUAAAAUGGAUUCCAGAUACAUUUCGGAGCAACAGCCGUUGGUCGGGACGAGGGUCGUCGGCGCCGAUUUCGGCUGCCGGGCGGGUCGCUCCGUGCUGCGCGACAACCGGGUCCCCGCGGCGGAGACCGGCGGCCCCGUGCCGGUGUGCGCUAACGGGCCCGUGUUUUACAAAUGCCGAACGGACGGCGACUGCGCGCGAGGGACCGUCCCAUCUCCCGGUGGUCGAAUGUUUCACGACGUGGAAAAAGCCGUCCCCGGGGACCACAAAGACUCGGGCUCCUCGGGCAUCUUGAAGAGGGCCAGCCCGACCCACUGCCCCGCCGUGUCGCCGGGCGGCUUCGUGCACCUGGACCUCAGGAACCCAGGGAAACAGGCGGAGCGCAGCGGGCCCCGCCCUUCCUCCCACAUCCCCGUCCCCAGAAACAGGAAGCCCUCAUGUCACGCUGAUAAAGAGGUGAUGGCUGCCACCGUCCUGACCUCACUGUCAACAUCUCCGCUGGUGCUCCCCCCCUCCUCUGCACCCACAGUCCCGGAGCCGGCCAGCAGGACUUGGAAGGAGGUGUUGUCGACCAGCUACAGCAGCUCCACCAGUGGCAACUGGAGCUGGGACGCCAGCGACCAAUCGGUGCCCUCCACGCCGUCCCCGCCGCUCUGCAACGACGCCAACAAGAACUUCCUGCUCUCGUUCCGGGCCGACGAUGCGACUGAGGACACCGCGGAGAGCUCGCACUUCAUGUUUGAGGACCCCAUACCUCGGAAGCGGAAGAACUCCAUGAAGGUGAUGUUCAAGUGCUUGUGGAAGAACUGUGAAAAGGUCCUCAGCACCUCUUCGGGGAUCCAGAGACACGUCCGCACCGUCCACCUGGGGCGGGGCAGCGACUCGGACUACAGCGACGGCGAGGAGGACUUCUACUACUCGGAGAUCGAGGUCAACAUGGACAGCCUGACGGAGGGCCUCUCCAGCCUGACGCCCACCUCCCCCACCACCAGCAGCCCCCCGGCCCCCUUCCCCCUGCCGCUCGUCGUCUCUCCCUCGGGGCAAAUCAACGUGAGUGGCCCGCAGAGCCCCGCCCCCACGCUGCUCAGCCAGUCGGCUCCCUCUGUGUUCUACCACAUCCACACCGACCACGCCUACCAGGCCACAGCUCCAGUGAGUAUCCCAGUGGGUCCUGGUCUGGCUGGCUUAGCUAAUGGGACCGGGCCUGGAAUUGGGACUAGGGACGGCCUCAGUGUGUCGUGGCAACCCCCUCCUCUCAUUUUCAAAGGCGUCCCGGGCGCUGUGACCAACGUCCGGGCCGUCGGCGUGGGGGAGAAGAGGCCACCGGCCGCCGCCAAAGCGAUACUGUCCCCGCCCCCCAAAACCAUCCCGGGAACCAGGAAACCCCGCGGGGAGGCGAAGAAGUGCCGGAAGGUGUACGGCAUGGAGAAGAAGGAGAUGUGGUGCACCGCCUGUCGCUGGAAAAAAGCCUGCACCCGAUUCACCGACUGAUCCCACGACAGCUUCCCAGAAUCCUCUGGGCCCCGGCUGGAGGUGUGGGGGAAGGGGGGCGGGGCGGCAAAAUGUAAAACAUACUGCAGGAUGGGAGACCUUUUAUUUUCUAAGCUUAAUUUCAUAAAUAAGGAAAAUGUCUAAUUGGAACUUUCUUUUCUUUCUUUGCUGUGAGUUUAUGACAGCCUCAAGGCGGUGUUUUAUUUUUUUUAUUAUCCGAUCAUUAUAGGAGCAUCACGCAGUCACCGUUUAUGGGGUGAUCUUUUUUUUUCUUUUUUUUUAAAGAUGACACUUUGCUAUCUUUUUCUUCACCUUUUACAGUUGAAUCUGCAUUUUAGUUUAUCUGCAUAUUGUUCAACACAUACUUCCUGUUAAGCAGCUUCAGCACAGAUCCACAAAACGCUCACACGUGGUACCAAAAAGUUUCCCCCCCUUCCAUAUGCCGUUUUUGACGUGGACGAUGAGUGAAUCGUCUCUGGAGACGUGGAAGAAGAACUCCGUCUUUAAAGCGCCACUGAAGCUGCAGCGUGUGGCUGACAUCUUGUUCUUAGAGUCCUCUCGCUUCCUGUUUUUGUCGUUCAGGGAAAGGUUUAAUUCUUAAAAGAAAAGCUGUUAGAAUUGCGUGGAGCCAGUUGGAUGUACGCAGUUGAAGAUCGUGCGGAUUGUAACCCAACAAAGAUGGUGAUGAAUCAGGCUUUUUAAUUAUCUUCUUAAAAUGGAGAUCUGUUUUAGGAACCUAAACAUUUUUACGCUUUGAUUUUUUUUUUUAUUGGAUGUGUUUAAUCCUUCCGAAUUAUCUUUUUGACUAUUGAUGAUUCUUCAGAAUGUUUAACCAGGAAGUUUUAAAACCUUUUAGAAGUGUCCUGAGAAGAUGAUGUCAUAGCCGCGUUCCACAUCUUUAGCUGAAAUGUAGAAUUUUAGAUACAAUUGUCAUUUUUCUUAAACGCCCUUUUAAUCAAUCAGCCUCAGUUUUAAAACCUGUUUAGUGUCUAUAAAUGAUCCAAGAAGGAAAUGGAGAUGCUUGGAUCUUUUUCCCCCCCCCUUUACUGCAUUAAAGGGUUGUCCCUCAAAAUCCAGUAAAAGUCACCUUAAUGUUUGAAGGUCACCAGAUUAAAACUGUACCUCUGCAGAGUUUGUAAUUGUCUUGAUAAUUAUGAUGGUAGUAAAAUGCCCAACUUCACGUGUAGUCAUUUUCAAAUCAAUAAUAAAUUCCAAUAAGUAAAGUUGUUUAACUUACUUAGACUCUAUAAAGGAUAAUAACAUACUUUUCCUAAACUAGUCAACGAGAUAUUACAACUUUCCUCAUAUCAUGUCACCUUGAUCUAAAGAAAUAUUUUUGUUGACACUAUAUAUAGAUAUAUAUUGCUGCAGUUUGUCCUCCGGCACUCUGCCUUGACCUCAUCGCCAUGGCGACGUGUGACAAACAAGGAAUCCCCUGUCGCCAUAGUGACGCCUGUGCUUUCCCACCGUCCUCAGGCCUUCCGUAACGUGGUGCUUGUUGGUGGCUUCAGGCCGGACAUUAGGCACAUGAGACUGCUGUAGCAGUAAUUUAAUCUAGAGUUUAAAAUAGUUUAUUCCAACCGCAUCCCAGAUGAUCUUCUGGUCAGACUUCACAAAGUGCCAAUGAAAACAACAUAAAGGUGUACUGACCUGAUGAAUUGCACUAUUUUUUAUACAUGAUAGUUUUUAUACACAAAGUGUGAGAUGAGAACCUAUUUUUUCUGUUCUUAAGGGAGGGGGGUCGUCACUGCCCGACAGAAUAGAUGGGGUCUCAGGGAAUAGGGGAUCUUUACCUCUGAGCGGUUUCCCAUUGAUUAAGUGAUCACUGUGUCAGAUUUCUUGUGUGGUACGUAUGUAGUCGCUCACUUUGUCGAGGGCCUUGUCUUUGAGAUGGAAAACACUGUUGAGAUCUUAAUAUUCAUAUUAAUGGGUGUUCAAACUCACAAUCCACAUGUUUUAUUCUUAAAGCCCCUCUCUGCUUCCUUUCAGAUUUGCUGAGGUAGAUGCUGUCAGUGCUUGAAACUAUUUUUUUUUGUUGCGCAGCCAUCGGUUCUCUUUCCAAAUGAAGCUCUUUCUGAUUCCACCGGGGGGUUCAAAGGUCUGCGGUCCCAGUGUCAAGGAAUUACAAGGGAAUUCUGCAGAUAUUUUAGCAAAAACAUCAGCUUGGAUCCCUGGCCUCCCAAAAAUAUAAAAAAACGUGAAAGGUGUUGCUUGAUCACGGAGCUGUGAAUGGCCUCCCAAAAUAAAUAGUACAGCAUGAGGGGACAUAUAAUACCCUUUUCGAAAAAUAACUUCAAAAUAGUUAUUUGAACAGAAGGUUGAUGGGGUCAUAUCUGGGGCCUAAUUCUAGCUUAAUUUGCACUAUUGCGGCCAGCUGUAACUGUAGUUUAGCUAACGGUGACUAGCUUAUUUUACAAUUACUAGUUUAGCUAACGGUAACUCUAGUUCAGCUAAUGGUAGCUAAUGGUAAGAGUUGAUCAACGCUACUGCAGUUUAGGUAAAGCUAACUUUAGAUUGGGCACUAAACCCUCCCCUGCCCCCCCCCCCCCCCCCCCCCCCCCCCCCUCGGGUGGUAUUGGUAAGAGCUCUGCUUGUGGUCGGAGAGAACUCGAGGAACUAAGAUGACUUCCAUGGUUUUUCUUGCUGCCCGUGAGAGACGAGACAAGGUCGACUGUUAGAGGAUUUUCAGGGAAAGCCGAGAUGAGCAGUGACGAUGUGGAUGGAAUUUGCAGUUUCAGGGCUUUAUUGUACAAAUGCAGCAAUGAACGUGAUGCUUUGUUUUCUCGUUACAUGAAAAAUAAGCUUUUAUAACAGUAUAGUGGCUCAAAAUAUUGUAUUUUUGGAGAAGUUGAUUGAGAAGCUCUAGUGAACAUAACAUGCAUUUUUAUUGUAGCUUAGAGGCAAAGGGGAGAAAUACAAAACCUGUUGAAUGUAAAACCUACAAAAAUGUUUGUUAUAGUUGCCUGCUAGUUUCUACUUCCUGUAGCGCAUACUGGUUUUCACACUGCUAAUUCAUAUCAAAUAACGCAACCAUGCAGUAUUGCUUUAUUAUCUCACUUAGUGCAAUGAGUGGCUUUGUGGGAGCCCCCCCAGCCCAAAAUGGUGUGCGGUUGUGAUCGUUGUUUGUGACGAUAAGUUGUUUUUAGGCGGGAUCAAGUUUUGACCGUGUGGGCGUCUUCAUCCUGCCCGCCACAUUCCAACCGACGGCGAGCUUCUUUCUUUUAUUUUUUACCUGCGUCUUCCACUUGUUUCCUAAAAGACAGAUUCUUCUUCUCCUCCUCCUCCUCCUCCUCCUCAGCUUCACUGUGGUCCCGCCUAAGCCUUUACCCAGUUCAUUAAGCUAAUCUAAACCCUUGAAAUGUGCAUUAAAAUGACAAAGAUUAAAAAAGCCUUUUUCCACUUUAUUUUUUGUUCAUAAAUCUACCCGCCGCUUUCUUGAAUGUUUUUCCUUUUGUGUGCAAACCAGCAGCAGCGAAGCCAAUAGAUCUCCCUCCAAAUCAAGUGUAUUGAAACGGCAGCUUCACUCAGUUCUCUGCUUUGUUUACUCUGCUUUCGCAACCGUGUUCACGCUGAGCCUUCAACAGACUCCUGCUUGUUUUCUCAUUGAUUGUCCGGUUGAACUUGGGGGUUGUUUUUGCAUGUUUAGCAUCGCUCCGAGAUGUAACGCCGAAGGCCCCUAGUCUUCAUCAGCAGGCCCGCCGCGCACACGGAGGAAGCACUUUCUUAGGAAGUGGUGCACUCGAGUAUUUUCUGUGAAUGUCGAGCCUGUGACUAGCGCUUGAAGAGUGGUGAACCGUGUCUGAUGUGAUCAAUGUGAUGUAAUGUGGCGGUGAGAGAAAUAAACCUGAAUGGAAGACA